This is a messenger RNA of Pseudozyma hubeiensis SY62, 4266 nucleotides long. RefSeq names its product likely vesicular transport factor. The transcript has a single exon. Gene Ontology annotation, cellular component: Golgi stack; cytoplasm; endoplasmic reticulum. Gene Ontology annotation, biological process: vesicle fusion with Golgi apparatus; intracellular protein transport; transcytosis. The record is from RefSeq and is a predicted model, not a curated record. Lineage: Eukaryota; Fungi; Basidiomycota; Ustilaginomycetes; Ustilaginales; Ustilaginaceae. Bases 1 to 4266 code for a protein of 1421 amino acids.
AUGCUCCACGGCUUCAACAUCCUGCGCCAGCAGUACUCGCAGCUCUCCAAGCCAGGAGCCAAUCAGUCGGCCGUCAACACCAUAACCACCCUCGCAGAACGACUCACAAAGGCAGAUGAGCUUCAACUCACCACCGAAGAUCGCAGGGCUGCAGUUCUCUCUCUCAAGGGUCUCAGCAGGGAUCAUAACCGCGCUGUAGGUCAACAUGCACUGCCAGCCUUGCUCACAUCAUUGCAACGGGACGCAAAGGAUGAGGACAUCGCGAGGGCUUUGAUCGAAUGCUGCAUCACGCUGUGCGAGGUCCAAUCGCCAGAGGCUGCUCAAGCUUCAUCAGCAGCGCAGGGACAACAAGCGCAGAACAAGCGAAAGCAACAAGAUCAAGGUCCACCUUCCGGGCUUCUUCACACCGACAUCUUCUUGCAAGAGCCCGGCCCGCUUCAUUGUCUUCUGCCACUUCUAGCGCCCGAUCGUGCCUUUUACACUCGUUUCGCUUCGCUGCAGCUUCUCGGCUCCUUGCUACGCAACAGGCCACACAGAGUACAGGAUCAUGUCCUCGUUGCGCCAGGAGGAUGCGGUGCCAUCCUCGAGUGUCUCGCAGAAGGCGCUGGCUCGUCCGCAGAGAUUGUUCGUAACGAAGCCCUCCUCCUCCUUCCACACCUCGUGUUUGGCAAUGCAGACAUUCAGAAGCUCGUCGCCUUCGAAGGCGCUUUCGAAAAGCUCCUCGACGUUUGCGCCGCCGAAGGCAGGAUCGAAGGCGGCGUCAUCGUUCAAGACGCCCUCGACGGUCUCGAAGCGCUCUUGCGCUACAACGUCUCCAACCAGAACUACUUCCGCGAGACGCUCUCCAUCCCCAUGCUUGCACCGCUGCUCUUCUAUCCUCCCACUCCGCCCAACAACGAGUUCCCCUCCAAGCACGCCGAACACGAGUAUGCGCGCCAACUCGAAGCCUUUUGCUUUCAAGAUUGGGAUCAUCAGAAGGUCGUCAACGCCAAGACCGUGCUCGACAUUGCUGCUUUGCUCAUCGGCGGUCAGGGCGAGGGUCGACGUGCCAAUCAGGGCGCCCUUCUGCAGUGCGGAAUGACAAAGUGCCUGCUCGACCUCGCUCUCGCUUCCACCGCCCCUGCUUCGCUCAAAUCGCAGGCGCUGCAUGUCUCGGCUUCCCUCAUGCAGGCAUCCAGAGCAAACCAGGAUCUUCUGUCUUCCUUGCUGGUACAGCCGGUCAAGCUCGUUAGCGCUCCCGAGACGAAUGCCGCCGAUGGUCAGGAGGAGGCUGCUCAGGAUCCAGCGUAUGCAGCUCCGACAGAACCUGCUUUUACCCGAGCGGAGCCGAGACCUGCAGUCGUGAGCCUCGUCGAGCUCGCAAUCGGCACAUCUGGUGCAAAGGGCGGGCUCGGCCUUAGAGGUGCUGCUGUCGCUUGCUUCCGCGCUUACGUCGCCGACAACAUGGAUGCGCGUCUCGCCAUCAUCAACGGAAUGCUUCCGCAAGCUGACGGCGAGACCAGCACGCACCAAGCCUCGGCCGCGGGCAAGACCCUCUUCGAGGGUAUCACGCAGAAUCCUUCUACACAGGCUACUUCCGAGCACGCCGACGCCUACAAGCACCUCGUUUCUGCCAUGCUCUUCUCAUACCUCGUUCGUGGAAGCGAAACUGCUAAAGCAGCCGCACGCUCCAUCGCCAUCAGUCCGGAUGGCGCCGUCAUCAAGCACGUUCGAGUUGAAAAGGAGAACGACGAUGACGAUGAUGACGACGAUGACGACGCACCUUCGUCGCUUAUUCAGGUCAUCGUCGGCAACCUCACCUUGUCCGAGCGCGAGCUAGCCGACGCCGUCCGCAAAGAACGUGCCUCUGCCAUGGGUGCCACCGUCUCCUCCACCUCGUUCUCGGCUGCAGACUGGACGCGCGUCAUGGUGGGCUACCUCGUGCUGCUUUCCGUGUGGUUGCACGACUCGCCGCUCAGCGUGCGCGACUUCUUGUCCGAGUCGGCGACGCUUCAAGCGGUGAUCCAGCCCGUGGCGCAGUCGUCUGGUGUGGAUCCGCUGAUUCAGGGUCUGGCUGCGUUCUUGCUCGGGGUGGCGUACGAGUUCGAUACGGAUCCGGGCAAGGUGGCGGUGACGAGGGAGACGAUGCAUCCGAUCUUGCAUUCGAGGAUCGGUGCGGAUCAGUUUGCCGUGCGUAUCAACCGGAUUGCGGAGGACCCCAGGUUCCGAGAGGUGACGCCGGACGUUUUGGAGAGGCUGAUCGAGGUGGAAGAGCAGCAGGAAGCGGAUGAGCUGCGAGCGAAGCAGAUCGCAGAGGCGAAAGCUGCUGCGGCUGCUGCUGCCGCCGCCGCCGCCGCGGCAAAAGCUUCUUCCGCAGAUCCCUCCUCCACGACGCAACCAUCUACCCUCGAAACACCUUCAUCGGACGACAAAUCCAAAGCGGACGAGGACGCCGCCGACCGAGACCUCGAAGUCAACGGCCUCGGCCACCUCUCCAAACGUCGUCGUGCCGGUCUCUGGUUCGACUGGACGUUCGUCGAGUUCUGGCGUGCCAACUCCACGCUCGUCGCCAAAUGCAUCACGGUGGAUCCCAAGUCGAGCUCGGCGCUCCACGCCGCGAUGCCUGCCGAGCUGGCGGACGCACACCGUCAGGUAGAAGCGUUGCGCGAUACCGUCGGCAAACAGGCUAGGGAGAUCGAGGUGCUGGAGAAAAAGGUCGAGGAGUUGAACGAGGUGCAUUCGAAGCAGGUUGCCGAGCUGCAGGCGGAGCUGAGCGCGGCGAGGGAGGCGCUGGACACCCAUGCACCUCAACUGGAAGCUGCUCGUUCGGAAGCGGAGUCCUUGAAGACCGCCCACGCAUCGGCUCUCGCUGAACUGCAAGCAAGACACGAUGCCUUGUCCGCCACGCUGAACGAGACCCAGGCGAGGGAAGAGGAGAGCAACGGAAGACUGCUGCAGCUCACUUCGGAGAUGGCGCGCGUUUCCGCGGGCAAGCCUUCGGCGAAGGAGUUCGCGGCGCUGCAGAAGGGUUUCGAUGAACUGAAGAAGAAGCACGAUGAAGUUUCGAAGGGUGAGGGUGCGGGAGGGGGAGCGGCGAUGAAGGAUCUGAUCGAGGUGCGGGAGUUGGCUGGUCAGAGGGCGGAGAUGAUCGCGAGUCUCGAGGCCAAGAUUGCGAGUCUGGAGGCGAACUCCACCACCGCCACUACGGCCAACGGUGCAGAGUCGAGCGGUGCAGAGCCGACGGAACUGCAGAAGGAAAUCACGACCUUGAAGGAGAAGAACUCUGCACUCGAGGUCCAACUCUCCACGCUGCCCAAGCUGCAGUCCGAUCUCGAAGCUGCGACCGCGUCGACCAGCGAGCUCGAGACGAUCAAAUCCGCGCGGAACGGAUUGGAGUCGAAAGUGUCGGAGCUGGAGAAGCAGCUCGAGAGCUCGAGGGGCGAAGCGAAGGGUGUGGGUGAGAGUGGAGCGAAGGAGGCGGAGAAGUUGCGGGGGGAGAAGAAGGCGUUGGAAGCCAAACUGCAGGGUCUUGAACAGGUGACCAAGGAGAAGAACGAGUUGGAGAAAAAGAUCAAAGAUCUCGAAAAGGUGAGCAAGGAGAAGGGAGAGCUGGAGAAGAAGGUCAAGGAGCUGGAGAAAUCGAGCAAAGAGAAGAGCGAGCUGCAGGCCAAGCUCAAAGACCACGAAAAGCUCGCCAAGGACAAGGCUGAGCUCGAGAAGAAGCUCGUCGAGCUGGAAAAGUCGAGCAAGGGCAAAGCCGAGCUCGAGAAGAAGCUGAAAGACCUGGAGAAGGUGUCGAAGGAAAAGGCUGAUCUCGAGAAGAAGCUCGCGUCGCUCGACAAGGUCACCAAAGAAAAGACGGAGCUCGAGAAGAAGGUGAAAGACCUGGAGAAGGUGUCCAAGGAAAAAACCGAACUCCAAAACAAGCUGAAGUCCCUCGACAAGCUCGCUGCGGAAAAGAGCGAGUUGGCAACCCAGCUCACCGCACUCCGCGAGUCCCACUCGAAAGAGACGUCCGACCUCACAAGCAAGAUCGCCUCGCUCGAAAAGACCGCUUCCUCCUCCAAGAAACCUUCGACGACGACAGCGGAGAAGGAGUUGGACACACUCAAGAAGGAAAAGGAAGAAAUCAGCAAGGAAAACGAAGACCUGCUCGUACUGCUAGAGGAGCUAACUCAGAAGCGGAAGAAGGACAAGGCUAGGCUCAGGGAGAAAGGCGAAGUCGUCAGCGAUGACGACGACGAUGAUGAAGAUGAUGACGAGGAGAACGACGAUGAUGUCGAUUGA